Messenger RNA from Gorilla gorilla gorilla (western lowland gorilla), 3981 nucleotides. It is a transcript of the gene HAUS2, whose product is annotated as HAUS augmin like complex subunit 2. The coding region runs from base 96 to 803 and encodes 235 amino acids. Lineage: Eukaryota; Metazoa; Chordata; Mammalia; Primates; Hominidae. Gene Ontology annotation, biological process: spindle assembly; microtubule nucleation; centrosome cycle. The record is from RefSeq and is a predicted model, not a curated record. The transcript has 6 exons. Gene Ontology annotation, cellular component: mitotic spindle microtubule; centrosome; HAUS complex.
GGCGGGAACGCCCUGUGACGUCAUCGAGCCGCGCCGUGCGUUCGCCCUGCGAUCCCGCUCACUCUUGGCGCCUUCGCGGGAGGUGCGUCCGAGCCAUGGCCGCGGCAAAGUCGUGGGACCCGGCGUCCGCGCCUAACGGCGCUGGGCUAGUGCUAGGCCACUUCAUAGCUUCGGGGAUGGUCAAUCAGGAGAUGUUAAACAUGUCUAAGAAAACAGUUUCUUGUUUUGUGAACUUCACCAGACUACAGCAGAUCACAAAUAUUCAAGCUGAAAUCUACCAGAAAAACCUGGAAAUUGAACUCCUGAAACUAGAAAAAGAUACAGCAGAUGUUGUUCAUCCUUUCUUUUUGGCUCAGAAGUGUCAUACUCUGCAAAGCAUGAAUAAUCAUUUGGAAGCAGUACUGAAAGAGAAGAGAUCCCUUAGGCAAAGACUGUUGAAACCCAUGUGCCAGGAAAACUUACCUAUUGAAGCUGUUUAUCACAGAUAUAUGGUACAUUUGCUGGAGUUGGCUGUGACUUUCAUUGAGAGAUUAGAAACCCACCUUGAAACAAUUAGAAAUAUUCCUCAUUUAGCUGCAAAUCUAAAGAAAAUGAACCAGGCUUUAGCAAAGAUGGAUAUAUUGGUGACUGAGACAGAAGAACUGGCAGAGAAUAUACUCAAGUGGCGUAAACAACAAAACGAAGUUUCGUCUUGUAUCCCCAAAAUAUUAGCUGAAGAAAGUUAUCUUUAUAAACAUGAUAUUAUAAUGCCUCCUUUACCUUUUACUUCUAAAGUUCAUGUCCAAACUACUAAUGCCAAGUAGUCAUCAACUUUAUUUUUGCCUAAUUAUGUGUAGUCAUAUGAAGUCUAUUUCUAGUUGACUGUAACAUGGGUAUUAAUAGUCUUUGCUGCUGGUAAUACUGAAAGAACCUGCUUUAUAUUGGAGUAUCAAGAUCUCAGGUUCAUUAAGACCAAACUGACUUUUCCUUUGUUUUUCAUAUAUUUUUAUUCUACCUUUCAGUAAAACUAGAGAAGCUAAAAAAAUAGCCAUGACAAUUUAUUAACAUAAGUGAAUUAACCAUUUCUCAGGUGGGAAAUUCUCUUUUUUUAAAAAUGUGUGUUUAUGGUCUGGUGUGGUGGCUCACACCUGUAAUCCUAACACUUGGGGAGGCUGAGGCGGGCAGAUCACUUAAACCCAGGAGUUCAAGACCAGCCUGGGUAACAUGGUGAAAUCCCAUAUCUACAAAAUAAACAAAAAAUUAGCCGACCAUGGUGGUGCAUGCCUGUAGUCCCAGCUAUUCGGGAGGCUGAGGUAAGAGGAUCACCUAAGCCUGUGAGGUCAUGGUUGCAAUGAGUCAUGAUCACGCCACUGCGCUACAGCCUGGGCGACACAGUAAGACCCUGUCUCAAAAAAAAAAAAAAGUGUGUUUCUGGCCAGGCACGGUGGCUCACGCCUGUAAUCUCAGCACUUUGGGAGGCCUAGGUGGGCGGAUCAUGAGGUCAGGAGUUCGAGACCAGCCUGGCCAACAUGGCGAAACAACUGUCUCUACUAAAAAUACAAAAAUUAGGCCAGGCGCAGUGGCUCACACCUAUAAUCCCAACACUUUGGGAGGCCAACCCAGAUGGGUGGAUCACCUGAGGUCAGGAGUUUGAGACCAGCCUGGACAACAUGGUGAAACCCCAUCUCUGGUAGAAAUAUAAAAAAUUAACCGGGCAUGGUGGUGGACGUCUGUAAUCCCAGCUACUUGGGAGGCUGAGGCAGAAGAAUCGCUUGAACCCAGGAGGCAGAGUUUGCAGUGAGCCAAGAUCGUGCCACUGCACUCCAGCCUGGGUGACGGAGCAAGACUCCAUCUCCAAAAAAAUAAAAAAUACAAAAAUUAGCCAGGCAUGGUGGCAUGCGCCUGUAAUCCCAGCUACUCAGGAGGCUGAGGCAGGAGAAUCGCUUGAACCCAGGAGGCAGAGGUUGCAGUGAGCCCAGAUCGUGCCUCCGCACUCUAGCCUGGGCAACAGAGCAAGACUCUGUCUUCAAAAAAAAAAAAAAAAAAAAAAGGUGUUUCUGAAUUAGAAGGGUCUUCUUGAAUCUGAAAAUGUCUAUGAUGAUUAUUCCUGUGGGAAUGUCACUAAGUAUGCAGAAAAGAGUAACACAGCCAGCCUGACUUAUCCUUUGAAAGGCCUGAUUAUAAGGUUUGUCCUCAGCUGUUGCAUCUGGGAACUUAGAUAUCAGAAGGUAUCUUAGUCUGUUCUGCUGUCAUAACAGAAUUACACAAACUAAGUAUUUUAUAACGAACAGAAGUUUAUUUGGUUGACAGGUGUGGAGGCUAGGCAGUCCAAGAACAUGGCGCCAGCAUCUAGCGAGGGUCUUGCCAUGGCAGAAGGCACCACAUGGCAAGUGAGCAUGAGAAAGAUAUAUGGGUCUAAGCUUAGCCUUUUAUUAUGAGCCCACUCCCGAGAUAGCAGCACUAAUUCAUUAAUGAGGGCAAAGCCCUCCUUACCUAAUUACUUUUUAAAGGUCUCAUAACACUUACAAUGUCAAUUAAAUUUCCAACACUUGAACUUUGGGGGACAUAUAAACCUUAACAGGAGGGCUCCACUCACUGAAAAGAGUCGUUCAUGGUAGCUAACCUGUGGUUUGUGCUGAAAACCUGCUUUCUUUCUGGGAGUCUAGUAUUUUGGUACAUGGUAGGUAGAAAGUACCUACGUGACCAGCCCCCAGUAAAAACCCUGGGCACUGUAUCUCUAACAAGCUUCCAUGGUAAACAACAUUUCUCACAUGUUGUCACAAUUCAGUUGCUGGUGGAAUGAAACAACACAUAUGUGUGACUCCACUGUUAGAGGACUCUGGAAGCUUAUACCUGGUUUCCCCCAGACUUUGCCUCUGUACCUUUUCUCUUUGCUGUUUUGCUUCAUAUGCUUUUGCUGUAAUAAAUCAUAGCUGUGUGAUGAUAUGCUGAGUCUUGUGAAUUCUCCUAGCAAAUCAUGGAACCUGGAGGUAGUCUUGGAGACCCUGGCACACAAAGCAGUUCCUAAGUGUUUACUCGUAGCUGUAGGAAUAGGCAAAGAAGAAACAGCAAAGAAAAAGGCACCUUGUGGUAUAACUUUGGAGGUUUACCUUGCAAAAUGCUCAGAUAUUUUACCUAUCAGAGGUUAUUGUGCAUAUAAUAGAGAGUGAUAUACUAACAACUGCCUCAGGAUAUACUCUUUUUAAUCAGUAUUGUAACUAACCUCGGCUUAUUUUACUUUUAGACUUGGGGUUCUGUUUUGCUUUAAAACAUGUACAUCAGUUUUGUUUUUUGUUUUUUUCUUUUCUUUCCUUUUUUUUUUUUAAGACAGGAUCUCACUCUGUCACCCAGGUUGCUGAGAGUGUGGUGUGGCCCGAUCUUGACCUCACUGCAGCCUUGACCUCUCAGGCUCAAGUGAUCCUCCCACCUCAACCUCCCAAGUAGCUGGGACUAUAGGCACGCGUCACCAUGCCUGGCUAAUUUUUGUAUUUUCUGUAGAGACAGAGUUUUGCCAUGUUGUUGAGGCUGGUCUCGAACUCCUGGGUUCAAACAACCCUCCUGCCUCAGCCUCCCAAAGUGCUGGGAGUACAGGUGUUAGCCACUGUGCCUGGCCUCAUUGCACUCCUUAACACAAGAAGCCUUCAACAAUGAUAAGUAAAGUAGUUGUUUAUAAGGAAGCAGGAUCAUUACCAAAAUAAAUCCUGCUAAAACAACAGGAAUCAUGUUUUAAAGCCUACUUUGCUAAUUUUUGCUAGUAGGAUAAGAGUGAUCGUAAUAUCUCGAACAUUACAUAGACACUUAAAACCUUUAGCUGUAUUUCAUCAAAAAUCUGUUCAUACCCCACGUUGGUUUCAAAAUAUACUAUGCUUUUUCUUCGUCUUAUUUCCUAUAUUCAUUUUUGUGUGUAUGUGUAUGUCACAAAUAUUGAUAUGCCUGGUUAUUUUUGUUUUCUAUUAUGCCUUUUUCAAAAUAUAAAAAUAAACCUGUAAUUUCUAACUAAAA